This is a messenger RNA of Magnolia sinica, 1148 nucleotides long. RefSeq lists its product as uncharacterized. The record is from RefSeq and is a predicted model, not a curated record. The coding region runs from base 134 to 823 and encodes 229 amino acids. Gene Ontology annotation, biological process: nuclear-transcribed mRNA catabolic process; ribosomal large subunit assembly; rRNA processing. Gene Ontology annotation, cellular component: nucleolus; preribosome, large subunit precursor. Lineage: Eukaryota; Viridiplantae; Streptophyta; Magnoliopsida; Magnoliales; Magnoliaceae. Gene Ontology annotation, molecular function: RNA binding. The transcript is spliced from 8 exons.
AUCCGCGUCCGUUAGCGAGGCCACGGGGAAUUCGCGUCUAAUAAAACCCUAGUGCACAAAACCCCAAAGGCGCCAUUACCACCAGCAGCAGCAACAGCAGCCGCAGCUGCCGAUCCUUCGGAAAGAAGAGAAGAUGCCGAAAUCCAAGCGCAACAGACCAGUGACACUGUCAAAAACAAAGAAGAAGGGAAGGGAGCAUAAGGAAUCGAUAGUAAAUUGCAUCAGGCAAGCAUUAGAAGAUUACAGUACAGUCUAUGUUUUCUCUUUUGAGAACAUGAGAAAUCUAAAGUUCAAGGAGUUCAGAGAGCAGCUGAAGUCUAGCAGCAGAUUUUUCCUUGGAUCAAACAAAGUCAUGCAGAUUUCGUUGGGCCGAUCUGUUGCUGAUGAAGUUAAGCCGGGAGUUCAUAAAGUUUCAAAGCUUCUACGUGGUGAUGCUGGGCUUUGUUUUACCAAUCUACCUAAAGAGGAGGUCGAAAGGUUGUUUGAAGGGUAUGAAGAACAUGACUUCGCUAGGACAGGAAGCGUUGCAACAGAAAAGGUGGAGCUGAAAGAAGGUCCUUUAGAACAGUUCACGCACGAGAUGGAACCCUUCCUGCGCAAGCAGGGGAUGCCUGUUCGCUUGAACAAAGGAAUUGUGGAGCUAGUUUCCGACUUUGUCGUGUGUGAGGAAGGAAAGCCUUUAUCUCCAGAAUCAGCUCGUAUACUGCGCUUGCUUGGUGAGAAGAUGGCAACGUUCCGUCUCCACCUCAUCUGCCGGUGGAGCCCAGAUGACUUUGAAGUCUACAGGGAUGGGCUAGACCAUUCAGAUAUUGAGUCCUCAUAGGCCCCCCUUCGAACACGUGUCCGUUUAAAAUGCGGUUGGUAAUGUUGUGUUUGCAGUUAAUGGCAUUAGCAAGUGGUGGUAGCAGUUAUAUUUGGGUGAGAUUUUGUUCUUCCUUUACCCAUAAAAAGGAGACAACAUAGUUAUUUGUUUGGCUUUGCUUGUAAUCUGAUCAUUUUUGGGAAGACGAUGGCUGUCUGUGUUAGGCUGAUCAUCCUUGUAGGUUAUGGGCACAUCCAGAUGAUGACCACCAUAUCAAUGGUCUUGAUCAUUGCAAACAUUUAACACUUGCUAAGCAUUCCUCCAUUUGAGCUCUGGAUGAGCCUCA